ACCACGUGGUUCCGGCAACCAAGAUGGCGGCGGUGGCCAGUCCCACUUCCUUCGAGUCCGCGGCCCCGCGAAUCCUGCGGCUGGUGGCGGAAUGCAGCCGCUCAAGGGCCCGGGCCGGCGAGCUGCGGCUGCCGCAUGGGCCAGUGGCCACUCCAGUGUUCAUGCCAGUGGGCACGCAGGCCACCAUGAAGGGGAUCACGACCGAGCAGCUGGACGCGCUAGGCUGCCGCAUCUGCCUGGGCAACACUUACCACUUGGGUCUGAGGCCGGGCCCCGAGCUGAUCCAGAAGGCGCAAGGUCUGCACGGCUUCAUGAAUUGGCCCCAUAACCUGCUAACGGACAGUGGCGGCUUCCAGAUGGUGUCCCUGGUGUCGCUGUCCGAGGUGACGGAGGAGGGCGUCCGUUUCCGCUCUCCCUACGACGGCGAGGAGACCCUCUUGAGUCCGGAGAGGUCCGUGGAGAUACAGAAUGCGCUGGGCUCAGAUAUUAUCAUGCAACUGGAUGACGUGGUGAGCAGCACCGUCACUGGGCCUCGUGUGGAGGAGGCCAUGCACAGGUCAGUCCGCUGGCUGGACCGCUGCAUCGCAGCUCACCAACAGCCGGACAAGCAGAACCUCUUCGCCAUCAUCCAGGGUGGACUGGAUGCCAAUCUCCGGGCUACCUGUCUGGAAGAGAUGACGAGGAGGGACGUGCCUGGCUUCGCCAUCGGGGGCCUAAGUGGCGGCGAGAGCAAGGACAAGUUCUGGCGGAUGGUGGCGUUGAGCACCUCCAGGCUGCCCAAGGGCAAACCCCGAUACCUGAUGGGCGUCGGGGCCCCAGGCACCCCGUGCUGCCUCUGUCGCCCCCGCUCCAGCUAUGCUACUGACCUGGUGGUGUGUGUGGCCCUCGGAUGCGACAUGUUCGACUGUGUUUUCCCCACGAGGACCGCGCGCUUUGGCUCCGCCCUGGUGCCCACCGGAAACCUGCAGCUGAAGAAGAAGCAGUACGCGAAGGACUUCGGGCCACUGGACCCUGAGUGUGACUGCCCCACCUGCCAAAAGCACAGCCGCGCCUUCUUGCACGCGCUGCUGCACAGCAAUAACACGGCAGCCCUGCACCACCUCACCCUGCACAAUAUUGCUUACCAGCUCCGCCUGAUGAGCUCCAUCCGCGCCAGCAUUGUGGAGAAGCGCUUCCCCGAAUUCGUGCGGGACUUCAUGCGCACAAUGUACGGGCACCCCACCCUCUAUCCCACCUGGGCCACGGAAGCCCUGGCCUCGGUGGGCAUCACCCUGGACAGAGCCGAUGGAGCGGACACCGGAUCGCGGCGGGAGGGAAUGAAUGGAAGAGAUUGAAGAUUUCUUUUUAAAAAAUGUUCUUUGAGCUUGUCUGAGCUUUCUCCGGACGGUGGCCUGGCUUGCUGCCAUUCCCGGCCUGAGUGUCACUUAGAUCAUUCCAUUCACACGCUCUCGCGGCUUCCCUGUCCUGUCCCGCGGGACUUGGUCAACGUGGCUAGCAGGCAGAGGGUGCGCGAGUGAAAAGGAGACAGACACAAGAAGAAAGAGACAGACACAGACAGACACAAGAAGAAAGAGACGGACACAAGAAGAAUGGGAGCAAGCUCCAAUUUUAUUUCUCCUAAGCUAGUCUUUUAUAAUUGAUUAUAUGAGGAAGUGGGCAGAAUGGGAGAAUAGCAAAAAAUGCAAACGUUUAACGAAACUGGAUGUGGGCCCUGAUGGCAGUUACCCUGGGCAUUGUUCUGCAACCUUCAAAAGGUACUUUGAUAUUUUUUCCAAGAAGCGGUUGUUCCUUAGUUAUAGGUCAGUUUGUACUGACAGUGGUUCCCAGGCGUUGGCUCCCGGCACUUCCCCAGCCUGUGGUGCCCAGUCUGGGUAUUACAGCCUUUAUCCUUUGCCCCGGGUCCCCCAGACACCCUGGGUGGGGGAGGCUAAGGCCCAACGCCCCCGUUUUACAGGUGUGGAAAUAGGUCAGGAGUUGUAUAGGUGCUUGUAGGAAGAGUCUAGCACCAGUGCGCAUGCUCAGUUCUAGGACUAGGCCACAUGGUUUCUUUCCGGUGAGCUGAAGCCCCACAGUGGGGUUAUGGACCUGAAUGUGGGGCAGGAUUGCCAUGAAUUGGUAAAAGAGUCCUGAUAACUGAUGGCCAAACAUUCAUUCGUUCAAAAGCAGCCUUGGAAUGAAUCAGGUGUUUCGGGCAGCACUCAAAUUUCACAGGAAAUAAGGGAUCGCGGGUAGAAAAAGUUUAAAGUCGCCCUGAGCUGAGACUGUGCCAGGCACUUCUCCAAACUAUCAUUUGUGUUUGAUUUUGUCGUUUUGCUGGUUGUGGCUCUCCGCUUGUGGUCCUGGGCCUUGUUCCUGACUCUGGUGCCCCAGGGACCGUGAGGUGCCAGGGAUCAAACUCUGACCUAGUGCAUGCAAGGCACACCCCUCAGCCCAUCUUCCUGGCUCAUGAUACUUGAGACCUAAGGAUGCCUGGAGGGGCCAGAACUAUAGUACAGCGGGCUGGGUGUUUGCCUUGCACGCAACCGACCUGGGUUCAAUCCUAAACAUCCCAUAUGCCCCCCUAGCACCGCCAGCAAUAAUUCCUGAGUAUAGAGCUAGGAGUAAACCUGAGGGCGGGGGUGGGAAGCAAGCUGAGAGGAGGAAAGCCACGGGAUCGUUAUGCCCAACAAACAGACCCAGGACAGACCCCAAACACGCAAGUAACAGAAGAUGCUGAGAGGAAUUAGGGUUUUAAAGUAGAGCAAAGUAAGGAUGCGCCAGAAGGAGCUCAAUUGGCUGAGCAGGGACAAGAGCAGCUUUGCACCCACCGGGACCAGCUUCCAUGAGUGGCUCUACAUGGUCCUCUGAGUACUGCACAGCCAGGAGACAUUACCCAGCAACACCAGGUGAGACCUUCCUCAAAAGAAAAAAAAAAAAGCAAAAUGAAAAGGUGCCACAAUUUUGGGCUCGAUUCCCCGCAUCCCAUAUGGUCCUCCGGGCACCGCCAGGAGUAAUUCCUGAGUGCAUGACUCAGGAGUAACGUGUGCAAUGCCGGUGUGACCCAAAAAGAAAAGAAAAAAAAAAAAAGGUGCCACAAUUUGAGGAACAUAAAAAUGCAACUAUUUGAAUCAGUUUAUGUAUCCUUCCAAAAUUGCCCGAGGUGUUAUUAACCAUAAGAUGUGUGUGUUUCCUUUGGCUUAGAGACUACAACCUUGGGAUCUUUUCAGCCUUCUGCAGAGGUGCUUGAGGAUCAUGGGGUGCCAGGGAUAGAUCCUGGGACUCCUGCGGUCCAAGCUUUAGCUUUCUUCUCUGAGCCAUUUCCCAGACUUGUGAUCCUCCAUUUCUGUUGUUUCUCUAUUCUUUGUUACUAUCUCUCAGUCAGACAGCUUCCCCCUCAUU
Sorex araneus (European shrew) is the source of this 3378-nucleotide messenger RNA. It is a transcript of the gene QTRT1, whose product is annotated as queuine tRNA-ribosyltransferase catalytic subunit 1. Gene Ontology annotation, molecular function: tRNA-guanosine(34) queuine transglycosylase activity. The record is from RefSeq and is a predicted model, not a curated record. The coding region runs from base 24 to 1334 and encodes 436 amino acids. Gene Ontology annotation, cellular component: cytosol. NCBI's taxonomy places the organism in Eukaryota, Metazoa, Chordata, Mammalia, Eulipotyphla, Soricidae. The transcript is spliced from 10 exons.